AUGAUGUCCCAUCAUUUAUAACCAUCUUAAAAAUAUAUGUCAUAACUGCAGUUUAUGGUGUGAGAAGUUGCAUCCAGCUACGAAAUCAGCCGGUCAUGGACGUCAAUGGGUGCGAUGAACAUCAGAAUUAUGAACUACUUGCAGAGAUAGGUGAAGGCGCAUAUGGCAAAGUGUACAAGGCCAGAGAGGUCCGCGAUCAACAGCGACUCGUAGCGGUGAAGAAGUUGAACAUACCCGGAGACACGGAGAGUGGGAUUCCUGCUUUCAUGAUCCGGGAGGUGGCGCUCUUGCGUAAGAUCGGGUAUUUCAACCAUCCCAACAUUGUAAAGUUGUUGGAUGUAUCUGCUGGUCUGAAGAACAGGAGUUUGGACCUGACGCUGGUUUUUGAGUACAUCGACCAGGACCUGUCUACAUUCCUCACCACAGUCCCCAGCACUGGACUGAGUCUGGACAAAAUUAAGGAUGUGAUGGUGCAGCUGCUGCAGGGGCUGGACUUCCUGCACACCAACAUGCUGGUGCACCGUGACCUGAAGCCUGAGAACGUACUGGUCAGUAGCCGUGGAGAGGUGAAGAUCGCUGACUUUGGGCUGGCGCGCAUCUACACCUAUCACAUUGCCCUUACACCCUGUGUGGUGACACUGUGGUACAGGGCCCCUGAGGUGCUGCUCCACUCUGGUUACAUGUCCUCCGUGGACAUGUGGAGCGCUGGCUGCAUUUUUGCCGAACUCUUCCUUUUGAGACCAUUGUUCCGUGGAUACACUGAGGCUCAGCAGCUCCAGAAAAUCUUUGAGGUGAUUGGCUUGCCCAGCGAGGAGGACUGGCCCAGGGAGAGCCCCAUCUCCUACUCCCAUAGCUGGUGCCCCAGUGACCCCUGCACCCAGCUCUUAUCCAACCUGGGCCAGGAGGAGAACAACCUGCUCCUUCAAUGUCUAGAGUUCAGCCCAACCAAUCGCAUCUCAGCUUCCAGAGCCCUCUCCCACCCUUUCCUGUUGUGCGCCUGAGUACUCACAACGUGGCAGGAUGUGGAGAGAAGAUAGGAGAGCUGGGACAGAGGUUAAUUUCCCUUGGAAUCCUCUCACCUAGCCUAUAGAACACUGAGGGUUCUCGUGCCGUAAGAUCCAAUGUACCUAUAUCGAAAUGUAGAAUUUUUGGAAUGGAAAUAAAAGUAAGUGAAAACAUUUAAAAGGAAAAUCUGCAGUUCAAACAAUAAAGUGGGCACCCUACCACUGUUUUGGUAAAAAAGCUGAGGGAUGGGGGUGGAGA
This is a messenger RNA of Coregonus clupeaformis (lake whitefish), 1263 nucleotides long. RefSeq names its product cyclin-dependent kinase 21 (gene cdk21). The transcript is spliced from 7 exons. Gene Ontology annotation, cellular component: nucleus; cyclin-dependent protein kinase holoenzyme complex; cytoplasm. Gene Ontology annotation, biological process: protein phosphorylation; signal transduction; G1/S transition of mitotic cell cycle. The record is from RefSeq and is a predicted model, not a curated record. NCBI's taxonomy places the organism in Eukaryota, Metazoa, Chordata, Actinopteri, Salmoniformes, Salmonidae. Gene Ontology annotation, molecular function: cyclin-dependent protein serine/threonine kinase activity; ATP binding; cyclin binding. Bases 96 to 1001 code for a protein of 301 amino acids.